AUGACCGAAGGGAGACACUGCCAAGUACAGCUUCUGGAUGAUAGGAAGCUGGAGCUACUAGUUCAGCCUAAACUUUUGUCACGGGAAUUAUUGGAUUUGGUGGCUUCACAUUUCAACCUCAAAGAAAAGGAAUAUUUUGGGAUAACAUUCAUAGAUGAUAUGGGACACAAUGUCUGGCUACAGUUAGAUCACAGGGUUCUGGAUCAUGAUUUACCUAAAAAACCCGGUCCAGCAACUUUGUUUUUUGCAGUCAGAUUUUACAUAGAAAGCAUUUCAUUUCUGAAGGACAAGACCACAGUUGAACUUUUUUUCCUCAACGCAAAGUCCUGUGUGCAACAGGGGCAUAUUGAAGUGGAAAGCGAGACAGUCUUUAGAUUAGCUGCUUUGAUUUUACAGGAAGCAAAAGGAGACUACUCUAGUGAUGAAAAUGCAAGAAAAGCUCUGAAGAACUUGCCUGCAUUUCCUACAAAAACCUUGCAGGAACAUCCUUCACUUGCCUAUUGUGAGGACAGAGUCAUCGAACAUUACAUUAAGAACAAGGGGCUGACUAGAGGACAAGCGAUUGUUCAGUACAUGAAAUUGGUUGAAGCUCUGCCUACUUAUGGAAUCCAUUAUUAUGGAGUGAAGGAUAAACAAGGCAUCCCGUGGUGGCUUGGGAUCAGUUAUAAAGGAAUUGGCCAGUACGACUUACAAGAUAAAGUCAAACCUAGAAAAUUAUUUCAAUGGAAGCAGCUGGAGAAUCUCUAUUUUCGUGAAAAGAAGUUUGCAGUAGAAGUUCAUGAUCCUCACAGAAUUUCAGUAUCAAGACGGACCUUUGGACAGAGUGGCCUUGUAGUGCAAACCUGGUAUGCAAAUACUUCUCUAAUCAAAUCCAUCUGGGUGAUGGCAAUCAGUCAACAUCAGUUUUACUUGGACAGGAAACAAAGCAAAGCAAAAAUUCCCUCAGCCAGAAGCUUGGAUGAUAUUGCAAUGGACCUGACAGAUACGGGAGUGCCAAAAGUUUCAAAGCUAACAGCUUUGGAAGCAAAGAAUCAACUUAUUAUGGCCAGCAAUGGUAGCUUAAUCUCUUCAGGAUCUCAAGAUUCAGAAGUCAGCGAAGAGCAGAAGAAAGAGAAAAUCUUAGAACUGAGAAAGAAAGAAAAACUUUUGCAGGAGAAACUCUUGGAGAAAGUUGAAGAGUUGAAGAAGAUCUGUUUGCGGGAAGCGGAGAUCACUGGAAAAAUGCCAAAGGAAUAUCCUCUGAACACUGGAGAGAAGCCUCCUCAAGUCAGAAGGCGUGUAGGUACAGCAUUCAGAUUGGAUGACAAUAUGCUACCCAGUGAGGAGGACCCAAAGCUGCAAAAUCUAGAAAGCAACUUUCUCAUCCAACAAAAAUUGGUGGAAGCAGCAAAGAAACUGGCUGGCGAGCCAGACCUGUGCAAAAACGUGAAAAAGAAAAGAAAACAAGAGUACACAGAGGCAGUGAAAAAGCUUCAGGAGGUUGAAAAUUCCAUCAAUGAAUAUAGAAUUAAAUGUGGGAAGAAACCUGCACAGAAGUCAACCCUGAUUUUACCAGAUGAAAUUAUACCAUCUGAGAGCAGCUCCUUGUCUGAUACAACAUCUUUUGAAGAUGGCAAUACUUCCCUUACUGUGGCAGUCCAAAGAAUAAUCUCUCUGCCAGCCUCUCCACCACCCAAAACUCUUGGAGUGGAGAAGAUCCAUCUCAGGAAGUCUUCCAUGAAUGAACAGCUCUUAGAACAGAGACACUCCAGAGAUUCUCUGUCAACUCAUAGCAGUCCAUACCGGACAGCCGAGAGGCAACACCAUGGAGGAAGAAGUAUGCCCACAACACCAGUCCUCACACGCAAUGCCUACAGUAGCACUCACUUGCCAUCCGAUACUUCCCCUCAGCACUGUUUGGAGACCCAAACUGCCUUCUUAUCUGAAACCACCAGUGAAAAGCCAGUGUUCACCCUUUCAAAAUCCCAAAGAAGUAGCAGCACAGAAAUCCUAGAUGAUGGAUCCUCCUACACCAGCCAAUCCAGUGCAGAGUAUUACUGCAUGACCCCAAAUUCAAAGCCCUGCUAUAGCACCCAAACGCUUGACAACCGCACUAGAAACAGGAGACGGUCCAAGAAACUGAACAUUUCUGCUUCCAGUUCAGGAAGUAUGCCUAACCUAGCCCAGAAGGACAACUGCAAUGGGGUCUACGCAAAAAAGCAAGGACAGAUGCCGACCAGUUGCUACAUUUCUGGCUAUGCCCCUUCUACAGGGGGCGACAUAUAUUACAACGGUGGCUAUGUAUACGAGAACGGCACAGAGGGCCAAUACACGGUCAACCCUUCCUAUCGUUCCUCAGCACACUAUGGGUACGAACGUCGAUAUCGGGAAUUCAGAUCUUUCCACGAAGAUGAAAUGGAGCGAGUGCCACACAAUCCGUACGCCACGCUGCGCUUGCCACGGAAGCCAUCAAUGAAAACAGAGCACAUCACUAAAAAUAUCCACAAGGCCUUAGUUGCGGAGCAUCUUCGUGGCUGGUACCAGCGUGCCUCUGGGCAAAAAGAGCAGGUUUUCGGCUUGCAGGCAGGCCUUGAUGCUGAUCGUGAGUCCCAGAGAGGUCUAGGCUGUACUGGACUACAGAUGCUAAGUUGUCAAAGCAGUCAUUCAUCUUCUUUCUCUUUAGCAUCCUCAACAAAUUCCUCCGUGAACUGGCGAAAUCAGGUUUUGUUAGGACUUCCUGAUUAUGAUACACUAUCACAGUCCUCCUUUGCCAGCUGUUACGGGAAUGUGUAUGGGAACCACCCACUGCAGAGCAGGAUAUAUCCUGAAACUAACCAGUUGGGCAGCAGCAGUAGGAACCCUUUGCAAGACGGUCUUCAAGAGAGCGAGCAGAGACUUUUCUGGCACGAGGAUUCAAAACCUGGGACUUUAGUAUGAACCCGCCCUCUCCUUCAAACGCCCCAUGUGCCUUGCACCUUACACAUUUUCCCCACGAAAAUGAGGUUCCUGGUGCAGCCACUCCGUCAAGGAGGUUGUGCUGGGAGGACAAGAAGCAUUCAGUGUCAGAGAAACCGGAAGGGUCUCAACCUGUGCUAGCACAACAAGUAUGAAUCUGAAUACCCUCAGCAAAGGAAGAGGACUCCAGUUGCCUGCUUUUAAAGCUCCUAACCUUCAGAUGCUACUUUGGGUUAAAAGUAUUUUUGAAAGCACUUUUUAUUUUUAUUUUUUAAGAUAAAAUGGGGGAGCCGUUGUGGACGUUGCAAAACAUCCCAAAAUGUGAAAAGAAGAUACUUGUUGGGAUGAGGUUAUUUUUUAGCAGCACAAUUUGGAGAGAGAGAGAGAAGCAGGCAACGUGAGAGUGUGGCAUCUGCCAAUCAAGAAGAUUCUAUUGAAGGAUGCCACGAGCAUAAUGAGCAGAGUGGAAGAUUGGCUUGGUAUUGCAAUGCUACUUGAAGGAUGCUUGGUUGUGUGUGUGUGCGUGUGUGUGUGAGUGUGUUUUUUUAAAAACAGUAUUCCGAAUAAGGUUAAAGUUCUUUUAAAGGUAUGCCAUCUUGGGUAUAUAUAUCCAUAAGUUUAAACACGGAGUGGGAGGGGGGUGGGGGCAGAGAAGCAGUUGCACAUAAAGGUAAUAAAGCAUUGUUGUUUUCCUGACUUUUUUUUUUAAAAAAUGCAAUUUUACAUGUUCUCUUCCCCAUCCUUUCCCAUGUUGCUUUGUAAUGAUCAAGGUUUAAUAUAGAAUGCACCAGGAUAAACAUUUGAGGUGCUUUCACGGAAUUGUUUACAAGAGCUACACUGUCUUCCAUUUGCAACACUCCCAGAUUCCCCCCCCCCUUUUUUUUUCUUCUGUGUUUCUUCUUUCCAGAAAAAACAAAAUCCUUACAGUUAAAUAAAAAAAAAAGGCAAAAAAGCAGCACAAUAACUUUUGAAUACAAGCAACCAGGCGCUUCCUCUGUCCAGAAACCUCAUAAUAUCCAAUGACUGGAAACAGAAACUUUGCAGUUGACCAAUUGGGGGCUAUCUGGGCCAGUAUUACUCUUUGUUUAAUAGUGAAUGCAAAUACAUUAAUUACACCAUGUAGGUGCCUUUAAAUCGAUAGGCAUUAAUAAAAUGAGAGAAAAAAGUACAAGAUGUGCAGAACAAAUGCACAAAGAAGUCUGAUCUUUGAGGAGGAUCCAUUGGCUAGGAUUGGCAGUGUGGGAACAGGGCGAAGCAGGAAGUAAUCCAGGUUGGGAAUUGAAUCAAGAGCCGACAAUCUUGAAUUCCCGUUUGGUAAAUCAGGAGCUGGAUACAUGUUUUGUUUCCACCCUUCUGUGAAAUCAGCUGAUCUGAUCUGUGAAUGGAAAUGUGUGCAUACAUUAUAAAUUGACUUCUAUAACUUGGGACCACAGAGUAAUAAGUGACUAUUCCAAUAAACUCAGUAAAUUUUGGGUUUGGUGCAAAAGAGAGAGAUAAAAAUCAAGUUACAGGUUUUUGCCACGAA
Protobothrops mucrosquamatus (brown spotted pit viper) is the source of this 4459-nucleotide messenger RNA. It is a transcript of the gene FRMD4B, whose product is annotated as FERM domain containing 4B. The record is from RefSeq and is a predicted model, not a curated record. Gene Ontology annotation, biological process: establishment of epithelial cell polarity. The coding region runs from base 1 to 2916 and encodes 971 amino acids. The transcript has 22 exons. Gene Ontology annotation, cellular component: adherens junction; bicellular tight junction; cytoskeleton. NCBI's taxonomy places the organism in Eukaryota, Metazoa, Chordata, Lepidosauria, Squamata, Viperidae.